Molecule: messenger RNA, 499 nt
Organism: Meloidogyne enterolobii
Lineage: Eukaryota; Metazoa; Nematoda; Chromadorea; Rhabditida; Meloidogynidae
Source: the annotation of a GenBank genome assembly
AUGUCCCUAAUAUUCCCUACUUUAUUAUUAUUCUCUUUAAUUACUUUUACAUUGGCUGAUUCUGCCCUCAAAAACCGUUGUUACAGUUGUGCAUCAGAAAAUAUGAAAGAAGAUUUCCUUUCACGUGAUCGAGGUCCGCCUGGACGUGUUAAAGAACCUAAACUUUAUGAUUCGAUGUGUGAUUUAGAUUCGUGGUUAAUAAGAGAUAAAAGUUCGGUUGAUUGUAAUGGACCUUGUUUUAAAUGGCAACAAAUUUUAAAUAAUUCUGGAGUUUUAUCGUAUUCUACAAUACGUGAUUGUUAUGAAAGGGUGAGGGAGAAAGAAAAUAAUGUAACUUAAAUGUCUCAAUAGAAGCCCGUCUCUAAUAGAAACUUAUUCAAUAUUGAAAGCCACUCAAUGGGAACUAUUUAAAAAUAACUGCCCGCUCAGGGUCCCUAUUAGGACUGAAAUAUGUGGAUUAAAAUUCAUUCACUUUCCUUUUAAAAAUACUAAAGAGUGG